AUGGCGGGGCUCGCCGGCGCGGCCAAGGGCCACGGUGGGUGGAGGCGAGGGGUGGCGCCGGUGCGGGCAGAGUGGCGCGGAGGGGCGGGCGCGGUGGCGCGGCCACGGGACAGAGGGAGAGACGGGGGAGGGCGAGGCCAUGGCCGAGGUGGUCGGAGCAGGAGAAGCGUCGGGAGCCGGAGGGCGGGGCGGUGGUCGCGGGGCGCGGUGAGCGCGGUCGCGGGCGUGACCAGGGGCGAGCCCAGGCGCGGCCAACGGCACGGCGCCGGCGAGGCAAAGCGCGCCGCGGCGGGGCAUGGGCGACGGGCGCCCGUAGCCUGCCCGGGGCAGGGCGGGGCCGUGGCCAGGGCGGGGCACGAGGGCCACGGCGGGCGGAGGCGGGACGAGCGCAGUGGCCGGACGCGGCCACGAUUGAAGAUCCAGCGGAUGGGAGAGGCCGGCGCUUACAGCAGUGGUGGCGACAGUGAAGACGACGGCGUGCCGUCGAGCGUCGAACGGGCAGCGUCUCCGGAGGUCAACGAUAGUGACAGAGGGGUCGGGGUGAUGCGGCUCGGCGAGGGGAAGUCUAGCGCGGUCUCGGUGGCGGUCGGGGAUGACGGGAGCGGGCGGAACGACGACGAAGGAGCUCGGGUGCUCUCCGGCUCCGGCGAGGGGCGUGCGAGCUUGGUGUGCUCCCUGUAG
Aegilops tauschii subsp. strangulata is the source of this 681-nucleotide messenger RNA. NCBI's taxonomy places the organism in Eukaryota, Viridiplantae, Streptophyta, Magnoliopsida, Poales, Poaceae. The record is from RefSeq and is a predicted model, not a curated record.